UAUGCGCGUCUCGUUGACCGAACGCCGCGCGAGCCUGGGGGUUGCUGCAUUAUCGACAGAGAGAGGCUGUGCGCGGACGAGCGAGCGAGCAUCGGCAAUUGGUCGUCGGUCAACCGGUCGGUCGUUCGUUCGAUCGCUAGUUGAUCCCCACUGAACCACCGGCGGCCCCAUCGUGUCUCUCUCUCCACCGGUUGUGUCAGCUCGUUAGAAUUGCGUGCGUGAGAACGUGCCCGUUCAUCUCGAGCUUCUCGCCGUGAAAUCCCGAAUUUCACGCGUCGAAUCGCAGCGUGUUCCUCGAUCUCUCUCUUUACGCGUACGCGCGCACCGACCGAAGGGAGACACACAGGCAGAGCCGCACACUGCCAUCGACGCGCGCAAGCGAGUCAAGGAAGCGAGAGAGAGAGAGAGAGAGAGAGAGAGAGAUUUACGUAGGCCACAAGGGGCGCUAGUCAUAAACCGUGUAACACCUGGCGGCACGUCGUUAAUUAUGCAGUGGGCCGCAGCCGCCCUGGCCUCGGCGGCGAUCGCUCUGCUCCUGGACACGGCGGCCGCGAGGCAUCACCAUCGUUCCGGCAAUGGGCACAAACCGUCCGGUGACAUCUCCCUUUGGAUCGACCAGCAACAGAUUAAAAUGUUCAGCGGGGUCGAAAUGGAAAUAUUCGCGAUUACCGAAGGCAGGGUAUUGUCGUAUCUCCUGGAUCCCGAAUUCGAGAGCAAGCUUCCGAUCAUUCCGAGCGAGGUAACGUACGUGAACUUCACAUGGAAAUCCGGCGUGAAGAAGUACUACUAUAAUUUUUAUCGGCUGAAAUCGUUCGACGAGUCGAUCCUCAAAACUCCAUCCAUCACGAUCAAAACCCAAGGAAGAGUGCCCAAGAGACCGAAGGAAUUCAGCGUCCUAAUGCCUUGUUCCGGUAACAACUCUGGUAUAGCGCAAUUAGGCAUCGGUCUGAUGAUCGAGACACGCAAGGGGAAACCUUUAAACGGAACACCCCUUCGUCUUAACCUGAGAAAAGAAUGCACCGUGCGCGAACCAAAUCCUGGACCAUGUCCAGACGGAUAUCUGGGCCCGCCCCAUUGCAAGAAGGCUCUGUGUUAUCCAAAUUGCAUGAACGGUGGUAAUUGUACAGCGCCUGGCAUUUGUUCCUGCCCAGCGGGAUUUCAGGGACCGUAUUGCGAAGGAGGUAUUUGCGCGGAGAAAUGUCUGAACGGCGGCAAAUGUGUACAAAAAGACACCUGCGAAUGUCCGAAAGGUUACUUUGGAUUACGUUGUGAAUUCUCUAAGUGUGUAAUACCUUGUUUGAACGGAGGGAAAUGUAAAGGUACUAAUGUAUGUAGAUGUCCUGCUGGUUUUAAGGGUGAUCAUUGUGAAAUUGGUAGACGGUCCCCGCAACGUUCUGCAUGCACAAGAGCAUGCAGAAACGGAACUUGUCAACCUGACAAUACGUGCCUUUGCGAACCUGGUUGGUUUGGAAAAUUGUGCAACAAAAACAAGCCGUGGGCUUAGAAGUAGAAGGAUAUUUUUUUACCGUGGUAUUCAGUUUUAUAACCAAUUGGAUUAAUGCAGUAUAUUGCAUUCCUCAAGACUUUUUCUCUAUUCAAGGGGCAUUUCUUUCUUCAAACCUUGCAUUUAAUUUAAACGUUUGUUUCCAUUUAAGACAUAAUUAUACACAUAUGCGAAACAUGUAGUCUAACAAUUUUCAUCGAGUAUUAUUUUCCUAAAUAUAAGAGAAUAAAUAAUAGAGAAGCGUUCUAAAGUCCAAUUGGUUAGUACCACUAAAACUAACGUGUAUAGUUAGUA
Messenger RNA from Colletes gigas, 1798 nucleotides. It is a transcript of the gene shf, whose product is annotated as protein shifted. The coding region runs from base 488 to 1504 and encodes 338 amino acids. The transcript has 6 exons. Lineage: Eukaryota; Metazoa; Arthropoda; Insecta; Hymenoptera; Colletidae. The record is from RefSeq and is a predicted model, not a curated record.